AUGGCCGACACAGAGCUCCACGAAGAUGUGAAUAGCCUGAUUUUGGACUAUCUGGUCUGUCUCGCGAUCGAACAAACCCUGUCGGCAGCGGAUGAUAUACGCGACCCCGUCAAAGCCGAGGAAGCCGACUGGCUCGUGCAGUCAUUGAAAGCCUUCGGAUCUCUUCCCGCCUCAACCUCAACCUCCUCGCUAGCCGUGGAUCUGAACAUCAAACGUGAGGUCCUAUGGGUAGCGGAUGCAGUUCGAUGUUACAAACUCGAGCCGAGGCAAGGUCGAGAUUCAGAAUCACCUCAACUUGCAAAGAUCGGCCUCCGUUUCAUGAAUCUUUGUCUUGCCGCCGUACCCAAAGUCUCCGAAUCCCGCUGGCUAGACGUUGGUGCCCAAUUCUUGCACCAGGCCGCGAUCCACGACCAAAUCCGAACCUCAGAUGACGCUGACGCCAUAAAACGCCUCCAAGAAUGGAACUGCAUCAAUCCAGGCCGCAACAAGCGAUGGUUCCAAACGUGGCAAGCCUAUGGCUAUGGCGGCAAUGUCAGCCAGCCAGAAUUGUCACGAAGAUUUCCACUCGCCCGGUUCAAAAACACAGUGAUGAGAUUCCUGUUAGAUCUGAUGACUGUCCUCGAGCCUCCUAUUCUGAUUGAAUUGGAGCGUGGGAAGCUGGGGAAUUUGUCCCGUGAUGAAACAAGACAGCUCCUAGAGCGCGCUGGUCAGCGCUAA
Messenger RNA from Penicillium waksmanii, 717 nucleotides. RefSeq lists its product as uncharacterized. Lineage: Eukaryota; Fungi; Ascomycota; Eurotiomycetes; Eurotiales; Aspergillaceae. The coding region runs from base 1 to 717 and encodes 238 amino acids. The record is from RefSeq and is a predicted model, not a curated record. The transcript is spliced from 2 exons.